UAAAAAAAAAAUACUCAAAGCAAGAGCUACGAUUGUCAGCCAUCUACAUUUACAGUUGAGACUCGCAACGAAACGGAUGCAUCUUCAAGCCCAAAAACUUUGUUAUUUUUACCUGAAGAAAGCUUUCAUCGAUUCUUACCUUCAAUACUUCCGGUUGGAAUAAAGUUUAAAUAUUUAUUUAAAAUAGAUAAAAAUAAAUAAAUAAAACAACAAUUACAACUUUUAUGAAAUCGCCAGCAAAUACAUUCAUACAUAUGUCUGUGAGAAGUGAUUUUGAAUAAACUAACCCAAACAAAUAAACAAUCAUAAGCUUCUGUUAAACUAAACUUUGAUUAUCUACAAACAUACCUGGAGAAUUUGCAACAUUAUUACCAAUUGUUGCAUUUUAAGGCCCAGUCACAUUGUUACAACCAUUCCAAAUGAAUGCCACAGACGAAGAUCUUAAACUACAAACGUAAAUCAUCGAUCACAUUUUGUUGUAAUGGACUGGCUAUUAGAAACGCCUCAGCUAUAUAGUGCUUUCUCCUCGCUGGGCUCCCUGAUGGGAGAUACCUAUGUCGUAAGUGAUAAGGUUCUAGAAACAUUGGAAGAAAUUGACUUUAAAUUGACCUAUGAAGAUCAGACGCUGCGAACAUUUCGUCGUGCUGUAGGUUUUGGUAAAAAUGUUAAAUCGGAUUUGUUGCCGUUGCUGGAAAAUGCCAAGGAUGAAGAGGUUUUCGAUUCGGUCAUAAGGAUAUUGGUUAACCUCACUGCACCGGUAGAAUGUCUUUUCUCGGUCGAUGUAAUGUAUCGGACCGAAGUGGGUCGCUACACGAUUUUCGAGUUGAAUAACUUGCUGCACACAAGCAAGGAGGCCUUUACCGAUCCGAAGAGUACCAAAUGUGUGGUGGAAUAUAUGACAAGGAUUUUGGAAUCCGAUUCCAAGUUAUCGGCCAAGAAAUGUGAACAAAUCAAUAAUUGUUUGUUGCUGUUGCGCAACAUUUUGCACAUACCCGAGCCGAGGGGGAACUACAUCAUGUCCUCCACCUCGCACAAUCAGUCGGGUGGAACUCAUGCCGUUUCCAUGCAGAAUACCAUUUUGUGGAAUUUAUUUAUCCAGAGCAUAGAUAAGUUGCUGCUCUAUCUCAUGACAUGUCCCCAGAGGGCCGUAUGGGGUGUCACCCUGGUCCAGUUAAUUGCCUUGAUGUACAAGGAUCAGCAUGUGAGUACCUUGCAGAAACUUUUGAAUAUGUGGUUUGAGGCUUCGCUGUCGGAAAGUUCUGAGGACAAUGAGAGCAACACCUCACCGCCGAAGCAGGGUAGCUGUGAUUCGAGUCCCAUGUUGACAUCGGACCCCACCUCCGAUUCAUCGGAUAAUGGCAGUGGAGGCACCAAGAAAAAUGUCAGCUCCGAGGAUCGUCGUCAGGCCUUGCGCGAAGAAACCGAGGCCACAUUACAAGAGGUAAGCCGUAAGGGCCAGGAAUAUCAAAACUCCAUGCUAAGAGUACCGGCUGACAAUGUCGAUGCCACGGAGUUGGCCAACGAUCUCAGUUUGAAGGCCAGCCAGGAGGCCAGUAACAAUGGCAGUUGGUCCCAAAAGGAAGCAAUGGCAAAUGAAGAGGCCACCACAACACCAACGAAAAUUAAAAUAGAACCCAAUAAAAACGAAAAUGCUUGCGAGAAUCCACCCAUCCUGGUGGCAGUGAAACCAAGCAAACAACAGCAACAACAACUUCUACAACCAGCUGAACCUGUUUCAAGCACUUCCAAAAAGUCAGAUAAUGACAAUUUUAUGGCCCCACCAGCCCUACCGCUUAAGCCACCCAUCCCAGCCACAGUGGCAGCGGUGUGUGGUGCUCCUCUCCCCUUGAUACCCAAUGACCCAGAGCUCUUGGAACCAUGCCCUAAGCAGUGCCAACAAAAGACACCACAUUCGGCCCAUGUCAAGUUGACCAUGGGUAAAUGUGGUCCCCAGAAACGUCAGUGCCCCUCCUCGCAGUCCGAACUCUCCGAUUGCGGCUAUGGUACUCAAGUUGAAAAUCAGGAGUCCAUAUCAACCUCUAGUAAUGACGACGAUGGUCCUCAGAGCAAACCGCAACAUCAAAAGCCGCCCUGCAGUUCAAAGUCGCGCAAGGGCCAGCGAAAUGUUCUCACGGCCAUCGAUAAGAAGGAGUUAAGACGCAAGAAGCUGGUGAAACGCAGCAAGAGUAGUUUAAUAAACAUGAAAGGCCUGGUGCAGCACAUACCCACAGAUGAGGAUAUCGCAAAUCUCUUGAAAGAAUUCACUGUGGACUUUUUGCUCAAGGGCUAUAGUUAUUUGGUGGAGGAUUUACAUUCACAGCUCCUCACAAAUUUGGUAAGUCUACAAACAAAAUACAUCAUCCACUUAAUUAAGAAUUUGUCUUUCCUUCCUUCCUUCCUGCAGAACAUUCCCAUCGAUACAUCACAUUUCUUUUGGUUGGUGACCUAUUUCCUGAAGUUCGCCGCCCAACUGGAACUGGAUAUGGAACAUGUCAACAACAUUCUGACCUUCGAGGUGAUAAGCUAUUUAACCUAUGAGGGAGUGAUGCUGUGCGAACAACUUGAAUUGAAUUCGCGACAAGAGGGUAGUGAUCCGAAUCCUUAUUUGCGUCGCAUGCAUUUGGUCGUCACGGCAAUACGAGAAUUCCUACAGGCCAUUGAAACCUAUAAGAAAGUCACCCAUUUGAGUGAAGAAGAUCGUGAGCGAUUGCGUUUGCUGCAGUUGCAAAUCAGUAGUUCCGAAGAUUUAAGAAAUCUAUUUGUGUUGCUGUUGCGUCGCUUCAAUCCCAGUCUACAUCCGAAGCAGUAUCUGCAAGAUUUGGUGGUAACCAAUCAUAUGUUGCUCUUGAUACUGGAUAGUGUUACAAAGUCGGAAGAUAAUGUCCAUAUUAAGAUGAUCGACCACGUUUCACAAUUUGCCACCAUGGAAAUAAUGCACUUCUAUGGCAUGCUGCUGGACGAUUUCAAUAGCAAUGGUGAAUUUGUCAACGAUUGUAUAUUCACCAUGAUGCAUCACAUUGGUGGUGAUUUGGGACAAAGUACCGCUCUAUUUCUGCCGGUGAUUUUGAAGACCUUCUCACGUAUUUGGGAGGCAGAUUAUGAGCUGUGUGAUGAUUGGUCGGAUUUAAUUGAAUAUGUAAUACACAAAUUCAUAAACACACCACAGAAGAGCCCAUUGGCCGCCUCAUCGGCAUCCCUGACUGAGCUGACCAAGGAACACAACAUGGAGACAGCUGUGAGCACUUGGACCCAGGAGGAAAUGGACACCUUGUAUUGGUAUUAUGUCCAGAGCAAGAAAAAUAAUGAUGUGGUGGGAAAAAUUGUUAAAUUGUUUGGUAACAAUGGCAACAAGCAGAAAUCGAGGAUAUCGAUAAUACAACAGCUGUUGCAACAGGACAUCAUAACCUUGGUGGAAUAUGAUGACUUAAUGAAAUACGAAGAUGCCCAAUAUCAGCGCACUUUGUUAACCACGCCUACUUCAGGUACCACAGAAUCUGGCAUAGAAAUGAAAGAUACAGCCAUUGCUGGCAAACCUUCCGAUGAUAUUCAGAUUCUUCGCGAUUUAAUAAUCAAGGAGAAAAAGAAACAACAUUUGGAGUGGUUGCAGAAACUCCUAUUGGAAUGUUGUUAUGUCAAAUUGAUUCUCAGGAAAAAUCCCCUAAGAGAGGAUCAUCAAAAUUUGUCAGUGAUAAUGGAACCAGUAGCCUAUCAUUCAAUAUUUAAAAACAAAUCCAUACCCGUUGUCCAGUGGAACACCGAACAGGCCAACACAAUGAUGUAUCAACCCUUUGUACUGCUGCUGCACAAGUUGGGCUUUCAAUUGCCGGCCGAUGCUGGUUCGGUUUUCGCCAGAAUACCCGAAUUCUGGACACCGGAAAUGAUGUUCGGUUUGGCCAAGAAAUUGGGACCGUUGGAAAAAUUGGUUAUCAAAUUCGAUGUGUCACAAUUCGAGGCAAAUGUGGGCGAAAUAACGGACGAGAUGAAGAGAGCAGGAGGAGGAGGUGGAGGGGAUAUGCCGGCCAACAGUGGGGUGCGCAACUCACUGAGUUCGCUGUCCAGCGUUGAAGUGGAACUGAAUGACAACGAUGACCUCUCGACCAUACCAGAGUUGGAUGAUUCCUUUGAGAAAUCAUCGCAGACCUGUGAGAUCUUUGCAGUACCCAAGGCAAAGCAUAGCAACUCCAUUAUCAGGUACACACCUGAUCCAACAUCUUUGCCCUCGGUUCCCAACUGGCUACAAUUGGUCAUACACAGCAAAUGUAAACAAAGUACCUCUGUAGCCGAUUCAGCAGCCGCUGCUGCUGCUGCAAGUUUGGCCAAUCUGGCCACCAAUGCCUGCAUUGAAUCUGAUAUCUGGAUGUCAAACACCAACGACGUUGUACAAACCACUCAAAUUUCAAGCGACGUUAGUGGCGAUGGCGGUGCUGCUGGGAUAGCACAGCCGUCCUCUUCGCCCUCGGCCACAUCAUCGUCAUCAUCAUUAUCGGUGGCGGCAACAGCAUCAACAACAAGUACCAGCAGACAUCAUCUAACAGCAACACUUCUGUCAUGUCCAUCAAUCAUCGAUGUAAUUGUUGGCCAACAACAUGAGACGCUCAUCAACACCAACAACGAUUGUAAGAAAUUGCUAACAACGGCCACAGCCACAUCAACAUCGUCGGCAACAACAACCAAGACAACAAAUACAGCUGCAGCUGAGACAAUGGCCAACUCGAAUGGCGGCAGCAACAACCAACAACAACAACAACAUGAAAGCACACUCGCUCCAACAUCGCUGAGUCGUAGCUGUAUGGCAGUAACAACAACAACAACAGCAGCAGUAUCAGCAUCAACUGUUGAAAUAACAGCAGCACCUACAACUGACCUAAUAACAGCAGCAACAACUACGCCGCUACCAAUUGUCCACAUUCCCAGUCACCAUCAAUCACAACAACAACUACAGCAACAACUGCAACAACAACAUCAUAAACAAUUGGAACAAUUACUGCAAGAACAACAAUUUACGCAAUUGCCAUACAGUGACGAUGACGAUUCGGCAAUGAAAUCGUUGGAGCGCAACGAUUCAGUGUCCAGUGGAUUUUGCACUCGCAGCGGCAGUGGUACAUUGGAGCUGGAAUUGUCCGCAAUGGUGGCCUCAAUUUAUGAUCAAGAAAUCACCAAUAGUGACAGUGCAUCAAUGGCCUCGGAUCUAACACGCAUGUAUGUCAGCGGUGAAGACGAUGAUCACUAGAGGUCAAAUGCCCUACAUUCCCUAUGACUUGGACAGAAGUCACAUUAACCAAUAUACAUAUAUAACCGACACAGCAUACCUUUUCAACAUAACCUAACUAUUAUAUUUAAACAAUAACAGCAGGAGAAUUCUUGGAAAACUGAACAUUUGAAAUUGCCCCCUAAAAUUGGUAAACCAGAACAACAAAAAUUGUUAACGAUUGGCCUUGAUUUUUUUUUGAAAUGGUUUUCUCUACGAUUUGAAAUUAAUGGAUAAAAUUUUAGUCUUUUGUUAUGAAGAAGGAAAUAAAUAAUUAAAAUUUAAUAAGAUAUUGAUUAUAUACCUACUAACAAACACACAUAUAAAAAUACAUAUUUACAAGUAUUUUGGUAGUAUGUAAUUUGAUGAAUUACUGUGUAUUUAAGUUAUAAGAUGGAUAGCCUACACCACUUUUUGGGACAAGCGGGUUUUUACUACAGUUAAUUUGAUCGGACAUUGAUAUUAUAUGCUGACGGACAAACCCGGACCCGGUAUGAUCUUGUAUUGAACCGUAUACGUUAGGUGGCCUACAAAAGGUAUUUUCAUCGGUACAAGACCAAUUUUAAUAAUUUUGUUUUAAUUUAUGUUCGACGAAAAAUAUCGAAACUUGGCAUUUUAAUAAAUAGAAGUGGUGUGUGGGGUUCUACCGAUAAUAUAUAUUCCAUUAUAUAUGUUUAUGUAUGUAAACACAAACAUCUUUAAAAUUAAAUUAAGUAGUAUAAACUUAUCAGAUUUGAAUUAAAUACAUAUUAAUACUUGCGUUUAUGGGAUCUUCGAAAUUUAUGUCGAAAUUUUUGAAUCGAUUUUUUACUUGUAUUAGGCAAACCGAAAAAAUCUUUUUUCUUGCAGAUACAGUUAGGAUUUAUAAGAAAGAAAAAAAAAAACAACAA
This is a messenger RNA of Musca domestica (house fly), 6138 nucleotides long. It is a transcript of the gene tim, whose product is annotated as protein timeless. Gene Ontology annotation, molecular function: DNA binding. The coding region runs from base 482 to 5230 and encodes 1582 amino acids. The transcript is spliced from 16 exons. Lineage: Eukaryota; Metazoa; Arthropoda; Insecta; Diptera; Muscidae. The record is from RefSeq and is a predicted model, not a curated record. Gene Ontology annotation, biological process: replication fork arrest; DNA repair; DNA replication checkpoint signaling. Gene Ontology annotation, cellular component: replication fork protection complex.